AUGAUCCGGUGGCAGCUGCCACUUGGAAGAGCGGCGAGCGGGUGCCCUUCCUCUACCUCGCCAGGGCUUGACAGUACGUUGGUUUGGGCUUUGGCUGUGCGUGGUGGGCUGUGCUGGUGGGCUGUGCGUGGUGGGCUGUGCGUGGUGGGCUGUGCGUGGUGGGCUGUGCGUGGGGGCUGUGCGUGGUGGGCUGUGCGUGUGGGCUGUGCGUGCUGGGCUGUGCGUGCUGGGCUGUGCGUGCUGGGCUGUGCGUGGUGGGCUGUGCGUGGUGGGCUGUGCGUGGUGGGCUGUGCGUGGUGGGCUGUGCGUGGUGGGCUGUGCGUGCUGGGCUGUGCGUGGUGGGCUGUGCGUGGUGGGCUGUGCGUGCUGGGUGUGCGUGCUGGGCUGUGCGUGGGGCUGUGCGUGGGGGCUGUGGGUGGUGGCGUGCGUGUGGCUGUGCGUGGUGGGUGUGCGUGGUGGGCUGUGCGUGGUGGGCUGUGCGUGCGGGCUGUGCGGCUGGGCUGUGCGUGCUGGGGUGUGCGUGGUGGGCUGUGCGUGCUGGGCUGUGCGUGCUGGCUGUGCGUGCUGGGCUGUGCGUGCGGGCUGUGCGUGGUGGGUGGCGUGCUGGGCUGUGCGUGCUGGGCUGUGUGGGGGGCUGUGCGUGGUGGGCUGGCUGGGGCUGUGCGUGGUGGGUGUGCGUGGGGGCUGUGCGUGGUGGGCUGUGCGUGGUGGGCUGUGCGUGGUGGGCUGUGCGUGCUGGGCUGUGCGUGGUGGGCUGUGCGUGGUGGGCUGUGCGGGUGGGCGUGCGUGGUGGGCUGUGCGUGGUGGGCUGUGCGUGGUGGCUGUGCGUGCUGGGCUGUGCGUGGUGGGCUGUGCGUGGUGGGCUGUGCGUGUGGUGGGCUGUGCGUGGUGGGCUGUGCGUGGUGGGCUGUGCGUGGUGGGCUGUGCGUGGUGAUGUGCUGUGGUGGGCUGUGCGUGGUGGCUGUGCGUGGUGGGCUGUGCGUGCUGGGCUGUGCGUGUGGGCUGUGCGUGGUGGGCUGUGCGUGGUGGGCUGUGCGUGGUGGGCUGUGCGUGCUGUGCGUGCGGGCUGUGCGUGUGGGCUGUGCGUGGUGGGCUGUGCGUGGUGGGCGUGCGUGUGGGCUGUGCGUGGUGGGGCUGUGCGUGCUGGGCUGUGCGUGGUGGGCUGUGCGUGGUGGGUGGCGUGCUGGGCUGUGCGUGCUGGGCUGUGCGUGGUGGGCUGUGCGUGGUGGGCUGUGCGUGGUGGGCUGUGCGUGGUGGGCUGUGGUGGUGGGCUGUGCGUGGUGGGCUGUGCGUGGUGGGCUGUGUGCUGUGGGCUGUGCGUGGUGGGCUGUGCGUGGUGGGCAGUGCGUGGUGGGCUGUGCGUGGUGGGCUGUGCGUGGUGGGCUGUGCGUGGUGGGCUGUGCGUGGUGGGGUUUGGCGGGCUGUGCGGCUGGGCUGUGCGUGUGGGCUGUGCGUGGUGGGCUGUGCGUGGUGGGCUGUGCGUGGUGGGCUGUGCGUGGUGGGCUGUGCGUGGUGGGCUGUGCGUGGUGGGCUGUGCGUGGUGGGCUGUGCGUGGUGGGCUGUGCGUGGUGGGCUGUGCGUGGUGGGCUGUGCGUGCUGGGCUGUGCGUGGUGGGCUGUGCGUGCUGGGCUGUGCGUGCUGGGCUGUGCGUGCUGGGCUGUGCGUGGUGGGCUGUGCGUGGUGGGCUGUGCGUGGUGGGCUGUGCGUGGUGGGCUGUGCGUGGUGGGCUGUGCGUGGUGGGCUGUGCGUGGUGGGCUGUGCGUGGUGGGCUGUGCGUGGUGGGCUGUGCGUGUGGGCUGUGCGUGGUGGGCUGUGCGUGGUGGGCUGUGCGUGCUGGGCUGUGCGUGGUGGGCUGUGCGUGGUGGGCUGUGCGUGCUGGGCUGUGCGUGCUGGGCUGUGCGUGCUGGGCUGUGCGUGCUGGGCUGUGCGUGCUGGGCUGUGCGUGCUGGGCUGUGCGUGGUGGGCUGUGCGUGCUGGGCUGUGCGGCUGGGCUGUGCGUGGUGGGCUGUGCGUGGUGGGCUGUGCGUGGUGGGCUGUGCGUGGUGGGCUGUGCGUGGUGGGCUGUGCGUGCUGGGCUGUGCGUGCUGGGCUGUGCGUGUGGGCUGUGCGUGGUGGGCUGUGCGUGGUGGGCUGUGCGUGGUGGGCUGUGCGUGGUGGGCUGUGCGUGCUGGGCUGUGCGUGCUGGGCUGUGCGUGCUGGGCUGUGCGUGGUGGGCUGUGCGUGGUGGGCUGUGCGUGGUGGGCUGUGCGUGGUGGGCUGUGCGUGGUGGGCUGUGCGUGGUGGGCUGUGCGUGGUGGGCUGUGCGUGGUGGGCUGUGCGUGGUGGGCUGUGCGUGCUGGGCUGUGCGUGCUGGGCUGUGCGUGGUGGGCUGUGCGUGGUGGGCUGUGCGUGGUGGGCUGUGCGUGGUGGGCUGUGCGUGGUGGGCUGUGCGUGGUGGGCUGUGCGUGGUGGGCUGUGCGUGGUGGGCUGUGCGUGGUGGGCUGUGCGUGGUGGGCUGUGCGUGGUGGGCUGUGCGUGGUGGGCUGUGCGUGGUGGGCUGUGCGUGGUGGGCUGUGCGUGCUGGGCUGUGCGUGGUGGGCUGUGCGUGGUGGGCUGUGCGUGUGGGCUGUGCGUGGUGGGCUGUGCGUGGUGGGCUGUGCAUGGUGGGCUGUGCGUGGUGGGCUGUGCGUGGUGGGCUGUGCGUGGUGGGCUGUGCGUGGUGGGCUGUGCGUGGUGGGCUGUGCGUGUGGGCUGUGCGUGGUGGGCUGUGCGUGCUGGGCUGUGCGUGGUGGGCUGUGCGUGGUGGGCUGUGCGUGGUGGGCUGUGCGUGGUGGGCUGUGCGUGGUGGGCUGUGCGUGGUGGGCUGUGCGUGGUGGGCUGUGCGUGGUGGGCUGUGCGUGGUGGGCUGUGCGUGCUGGGCUGUGCGUGGUGGGCUGUGCGUGCUGGGCUGUGCGUGGUGGGCUGUGCGUGGUGGGCUGUGCGUGGUGGGCUGUGCGUGGUGGGCUGUGCGUGGUGGGCUGUGCGUGGUGGGCUGUGCGUGGUGGGCUGUGCGUGGUGGGCUGUGCGUGCUGGGCUGUGCGUGGUGGGCUGUGCGUGGGCUGUGCGUGGUGGGCUGUGCGUGGUGGGCUGUGCGUGGUGGGCUGUGCGUGCUGGGCUGUGCGUGCUGGGCUGUGCGUGCUGGGCUGUGCGUGCUGGGCUGUGCGUGCUGGGCUGUGCGUGUGGGCUGUGCGUGCUGGGCUGUGCGUGCUGGGCUGUGCGUGCUGGGCUGUGCGUGCUGGGCUGUGCGUGCUGGGCUGUGCGUGCUGGGCUGUGCGUGCUGGGCUGUGCGUGUAUGGGCUGUGCGUGGUGGCUGUGCGUGGUGGGCUGUGCGUGGUGGGCUGUGCGUGGUGGGCUGUGCGUGGUGGGCUGUGCGUGCUGGGCUGUGCGUGGUGGGCUGUGCGUGCUGGGCUGUGCAGUGGUGGGCUGUGCGUGCUGGCUGUGCGUGCUGGGCUGUGCGUGGUGGGCUGUGCGUGGUGGGCUGUGCGUUGGUGGGCUGUGCGUGGUGGGCUGUGCGUGGUGGGCUGUGCGUGGUGGGCUGUGCGUGGUGGGCUGUGCGUGGUGGGCUGUGCGUGGUGGGCUGUGCGUGGUGGGCUGUGCGUGGGUGGGCUGUGCGUGGUGGCUGUGCGUGGUGGGCUGUGCGUGGUGGGCUGUGGGGUGGUGGGCCUGUGCGUGGUGGGCUGUGCGUGGUGGCUCUGCGUGCUGGGCUGUGCGUGCUGGGCUGUGCGUGGUGGGCUUUGCGUGGUGGGCUGUGUGCGUUGGUGGGCUGUGCGUGGUGGGCUGUGCCAGGUGGGCUGUGCGUGGGCUGUGGUGGGGCUGGUGCGUGGGCUGUGCGUGGUGGGCUGUGCGUGGUGGGCUGUGCGUGCUGGGCUGUGGGCACACGACCUGCUGCCCAUCGUGUACCUGGCGGCCAAUCGCGUUGCGCCACCUCACGAGGGCGUGGAGCUGGGGAUUGGCGAUGCGACCAUCAUCCGCGCUCUGGCUGAGGCGACCGGGAGGAAGGAGGCGGUGGUUAAGUCGGAGUACAAGGAGUGUGGCGACCUGGGGCUGGUGGCGAAGGCCAGCCGCACCACGCAGCGCAUGAUGAUGCAGCCGGCGCCACUCACGUGCCACAAGGUCUUUGAAGCCUUCCGAUUCAUCGCCAAGGAGUCAGGCAGUCAGAGUGUGGAGAAGAAGCGGGCGCGGAUAAAGCAGCUGCUGGUGUCGGCGCGGCAGCAGGAGCCACAGUUCAUAGUGCGCCUGCUGCAGGGCAAGAUGCGCAUCGGCCUCGCAGAACAGACGGUGCUCGCCGCCCUGGCUCAGGCUGCUGUCAUGCACGAGGACUUCCGAGAGGGCACCGGUGUUGCUGCUGGUGAUGCUGCCGCUGCUGCUGCUGGUGCUGCUGGUGCUGGUGGUGGUGGUGCGGGUGGUGACGAUAAGGAUGGGGGCAAUAAGGAGGGUGGGGAUGGGGCUGCUGCGGCAAUUGGGAGAGGAGGGGAUGGGGGGACGGAGGGAGAGGUUGAGGAAAAAUGGCCGGGGAAGGAGAGUCAAGGAGGAAAGGUGCUUUCAAAGAGGGAAAAAACUGGCUCGACUGCCGGGAAGACUAGAAGAGUGCGCAUCAUGAAGCAUGCGUACUCAGUCCUCCCAGUUUACGACCAAGUUGUUCCAUCCCUAUUAAGAGACGGCAUAUGGGCCGUUCCCGAGGCGUGUCAGUUCACCUUGGGAGUGCCGGUGGGGCCCAUGCUGGCGAAGCCCACACGGGGGAUAUCGGAGAUUCUGGACAAGCUGCAGGGGCUGACGUUCACGUGCGAGUAUAAGUACGAUGGGGAGCGCACACAGGUGCAUGGGCUAGCGGACGGCACAGUGCAGAUCUACAGCCGCAAUGCGGAGUGCACCACUGGCAAGUUCCCCGACCUCGUACAGGCUGUUCAGAAGCACAAGAAGGCCCAUGUGCACAAGUUUGUGCUGGGUGCAGAGGCAGUGGCAUACAACAGGGAUAGCCCAGCACAAGAAGGCCCACGUUUAUGUUGGAUGCAGAGGGCAGUGGCGUAUGACAGGAGGAGAGACAAGAUUCUGCCGUUCCGGUUGCUUAGUUCUCCUCUGUUUCCCCUCUUCCUUACUUGCAGGCACAAGAAAAGUCACGUGCAGACGUUUGUAUUGGAUGCAGAAGCAGUGGCGUACGACAGGGAGAGCGACAAGAUUCUGCCCUUCCAGGUGCUAAGCACGCGGGCGCGGAAGGGCGUCAUCAUGAGCGACAUUAAAGUGCAGGUGUGCAUGUUCGCAUUCGAUCUGCUCUACCUCAACGGCCAGCAGCUGCUCACAGAGAAGCUCGUGCGGCGGAGAGAGGUGAGGCACGGCAGAGAGGUGAGGCACGGCAGAGAGGUGAGGCACCACAGAGAGCUGCUGCUGGAGUCGUUUGAGGCGGCCAAGGGCGAGUUCCAGUUCGCGACGGCCAUCACGACCAGCAAGGAGGAGGAGCUGCAGGCGUUCUUUGACGACGCUGUCAACCACAGCUGCGAGGGCGCCAUGGUGAAGACCCUGGACGUGGAUGCCACAUACGAGCCGGCCAAGAGGAGCAACAACUGGCUCAAGCUCAAGAAGGACUACAUGGAAGGGCUGGGCGACUCCUUGGACCUUGUGCCAAUCGGGGCGUUCCAUGGCCGUGGCAAGCGAACAGGUGUCUUCGGGGCGUUCCUCCUGGCGUGCUACGACCCUGACACGGAGGAGUACCAGUCCAUCUGCAAGAUCGGCACCGGCUUCUCCGAAGCAGCGCUGGAGGAGCGAUCCGCAUCGCUGCGCAAGCGAGUCAUUGACAAGCCGCCUCCCUACUAUCGGUAUGGGGAGACGCUAGGAGUGGAAGUGUGGUUCGAGCCGUCAGAGGUGUGGGAGGUGCGGGCGGCGGAUUUGUCCAUUAGUCCCGUGCACCGGGCGGCAACCGGGCACGUGAAUGAGACGAAAGGAAUCGCUCUGCGCUUCCCCCGGUUCCUGAGGCUGCGAGAUGAUAAGAGCGCGGAGCAGGCCACUUCCAGCGAACAGGUUGCUCAAAUGUACAAUGCACAGAAGAUCAAUCACGUAGGCGGCAGGGCCAAGGAUGACUAG
Molecule: messenger RNA, 6093 nt
Organism: Closterium sp. NIES-65
Lineage: Eukaryota; Viridiplantae; Streptophyta; Zygnematophyceae; Desmidiales; Closteriaceae
Source: the annotation of a GenBank genome assembly